AUGGUUGUCGCAAAAAGCUCUCCCAGUUUAUUCGCCACAUUUGAAGUAGUUCUGAACACAAUUAAUCACAUGCUCAUCGGAUGUGUCACUUUUUACAUGACAUGGCUCGUUUUCGCGCAACCUUACAGUCUUUUUAGUUUGCAUGUGAUUUUUUGCACUUUGGGCUAUCAACUUUUGAUGGCAGAAGCGAUUUUAGCUCUUUACAGUGGAAACGCAUGGUCGUCAUUGUUGCUCAGGAGACAAAAAGGUCAUGGGCAUUUAUGGCUGCAAAUCGGGGGAGCGAUAUUAGCUUUGGCUGGCAUGUGGAUUGAAGUUUAUAACAAAGGAAAUCGCAUCACGUGGAAAGGAAAUCAUGCAAUUUUUGGUCUUCUAUCAGCAAUUUUUCUAAUAAUUAACGUCAUUCUCGGCUUCAUUACAUUCUGGUCCGUCAAAUUAAAGCAUCUCGUGAAACCAGUUUACGUCAAACUUGUCCACAAUAUGGUUGGCUUGUGUUGUUUCGUCUUUGGAAUGGUCUCUCUCUACUACGGAUACGACAAAGGAUAUGUCAAAAGAAACGUUCCGCCAGAAAUUAAAACUUUUUUGGAAGCCGUUUGUCUUGCCACGAUGAUUUUAGUCUGUUUGGGCUCCAUGAAAAACAUUUCCUUCAACUUUAAAGACGCUUUUAAGGGACUUUUUAGAAAAAAUAAUUACACCGAUAGUGAAGCUAAUUAAUUUUUUUCCUCAACAUUCGUAUAUAAAUU
Culicoides brevitarsis is the source of this 740-nucleotide messenger RNA. RefSeq lists its product as uncharacterized. NCBI's taxonomy places the organism in Eukaryota, Metazoa, Arthropoda, Insecta, Diptera, Ceratopogonidae. Gene Ontology annotation, molecular function: transmembrane monodehydroascorbate reductase activity; heme binding. Bases 1 to 711 code for a protein of 236 amino acids. The record is from RefSeq and is a predicted model, not a curated record. The transcript is spliced from 2 exons.